CCACAGAUGUUUUCGAUGAGGUUUACCUAUUGUAUUGUUUGUCCUGAACAGAUUACAGGUCCGGAUGGGAAGCAGAUCUAUAAAGGAGACCGUGAGUCCAGCGGCAAGUAUUCUGUAGCCGCCCAUAUGGACGGGAUCUACAAGUUCUGCUUCAGCAACAAGAUGUCCACCAUGACCCCUAAGAUUGUGAUGUUCACCAUCGACAUCGGCGAGGCACCUAAAGGACAGGACAUGGAGACAGAGGCUCAUCAGAAUAAGCUGGAGGAGAUGAUCAACGAGCUGGCGGUUGCCAUGACGGCGGUCAAACAUGAGCAGGAAUACAUGGAGGUCCGAGAGAGAAUACACCGCGCAAGUAAGACAUCCGCACUGAUCGCGUCACCACCGCUGUCGUCAUUGAAUUUUACGCAAUUAUUAUUUUGCAAGGUUUUUGAAAACAGUGAACACAUGUGCAUGUUUAAAUGCCCUUUGAAUUAUUAUUUAUAUAAUUUCAAUUUUGACAUUGCAUGA
Messenger RNA from Sinocyclocheilus grahami, 507 nucleotides. Its product is annotated as transmembrane emp24 domain-containing protein 2-like. Lineage: Eukaryota; Metazoa; Chordata; Actinopteri; Cypriniformes; Cyprinidae. The record is from RefSeq and is a predicted model, not a curated record. The transcript is spliced from 2 exons. Bases 7 to 507 code for a protein of 166 amino acids.